AAGGGCGGGAAAUCAGCGCCGGUGCAUUUCGGUACACCAACAAGACGGACGAGUGUGUAUGCAUACAUUGUGCACGACUCGGUCAUGGGACAUGAUCUGAUACUAGGAGGGACAGCUGGGCUGAUUUUCCAGUUCGGAAAUUCCAACACGUGUUGGACGCAGAAACAAUUGUCACUUUUGUCGGUGCAAAUACUGAUAGAGUGGCAGGAGAUCACCGCUUUGAUGAAUGGGUAGGUAACGUGGUUGGUAUGGUGGAAACGGAAGGGGAUGGAAAGGUGGUGGUGAAAUCUAAUGGUAGUAGACGAUGGCUUCCAAAUGCAAUAUCAUGGGUUGAGGUAAAAUUGACCAACCUAGAUGGCAGUGACGCUGCGGUGGGGACGUACCGUGUGCAGUUUGGGAAGAAGUGGUUCCCGCGAGAAGCGCUAGUCGAAAAUGGCACGUCUGAAAUUCCGUUAAGAAGAGUGGGGGAUAGCUCGUGUCUGGUGAAACCAAACGAUAUUUUGGGGUAUGGUGGUGAACCCCUGGAGGUGGCGUUCAGACGGUUGUGGCAGAGGGUGCCUCCGCACAUUCGAGACGUCCAUUUCGACUUCAGUGCGAAACUGUGGGAGCCGGAGGACAUUGACAAUCUAGGUGAUAUAGUGUGCAAGUUUGAGCAUCGUUUUUCGAAGGGUGGUUCGGAUUUAGGACGAGUGACGGUCGAUCCGUUUCGAAUCAUUUUGAAGACGGGGGCACAUCCAGUGCGGCAGAAGCCAUAUCGCUAUUCGCCGGUAAUGAACGAAAAGGUGCAGAUCGAAGUUGACAAACUGCUGUUGGCGGGUGUGUUGCGGAGAUCGUACAGCAAUUGGGCGAGUCCGCUGGUGGUAGUCGCGAAGGCUAACGGUGGUGUACGGUUGACGGUCAACUACAAUCGCAUCAAUAAAAUUAGUGUAAUCCCGACAUUGCCCAUUCCGAUAGUGGAGGAUAUUUUGGCGGAAUUGGACGAAUCGAAAAUCUUCAGUACGCUGGAUUUGGUCAGUGGGUUUUUCCAGUGCAGUAUUGAGAAGGACAGCAUUCCGAUCACUGCUGUUAUCACGCCUACGGGGUUGUACGAAUUUUUAUCCGUGCUGCAAGGUCUCAGUAGUAGUCCUGGGUGGUUCCAUUCGGUGAUGGCCAGAGUAUGUGACGGGCUGGAACGUGUGCGCGUGUUCAUCGAUGACGUGAUCGUUUUUUCCAGGGACGAGGCAGAACACGUGCGCGACCUGGAGAGGUUUUUCGAGCGCAUGGUCAAGUUCAACCUGAAACUGGCACCCAAGAAGACGAACCUAGGGGUGAAGGUGGUGACGUUCUUGGGACAUCAAGUCACGGCGGAAGGGAUCGGGCCGGGCCCGGAAAAGGUCAGACCGCUGCGUGAAGUGCCAAUGCCCACUAAUGUUGGCCAGUAGCGAUCGUUGCUGGGGUCCUUGUCGUACUAUCGAAAGUUCCUGAAGAACACGUCGGCAAAAUUGAAACCGAUCAGUGCGAUGCUGAACAAGGGGGCGAAGUUUACGACCACGGCUGAUCAUGUGGCAGUAGUGAGGAAAAUGAUGGAUGCUCUGUCUGGCCCUGAAGUUCUGGCAUUUCCGUGUUAUGAAGGUGCAACCUCGGGAAAGCGGCCGUUUUGGUUAACCGCUGAUGCGUCGAUUUCGGGCUUGGGAGCCGUAAUCGAGCAAGAGCAACGCGAUGGAAGUAUUAGACCGCUAUGCAUUUUGAGCAGAUCAUCAUUCGCGAAUGAAACGAGAUUGAGUCCGACUGAGCUUGAAGCGGGUGCGAUAGUGUGGGCGAUAAAGAAGAAUCGAACACUAUUUUGGUUUAAUGGCAUCCCCUUUGAAGUGUACAGCGACCACCAACCCUUACGGAAAUUGGGGAGUUUGGCAGAGAAAAAUGAUCGCGUACAGAGGUGGUAUGACUUCCUGUCAGCGUACACGUAUGAACAGAAGUUUCGACCAGGGCGAGAGGAUGCAAAUGCCGAUUUGAUGUCACGGCUGCCAUUACCUGCGACGAAAGAGGAUGAGGCACCAGAUGUCAGGCUAACUGGUCCGUCUGAUCUCGAUCUUUGUAUGAUAGGUGCGAGCGGGGUGCUACCUU
Molecule: messenger RNA, 2103 nt
Organism: Ectocarpus sp. CCAP 1310/34
Lineage: Eukaryota; Phaeophyceae; Ectocarpales; Ectocarpaceae
Source: the annotation of a GenBank genome assembly